AUGGACGUUCGCGAUCUUAUUGUCGGCAGCGGUUUCCUAUCUUACGGCUUAUGGCACCCCCUGGAGUCCCUCUCUAGCGUCGGGCCGACGCUAAACGAGGCCACCUUCGGCCUGCUGGGAUCAUCCUUCAAGCCCGAACGCGACAUCCCUAGCCUAGAGGGCAAAGUCAUCCUAGUCACCGGAGGAAAUGCGGGGAUCGGCCAAGAAACCAUCCGCCAGCUCUCCAAACACCGCCCAGCCCGAAUCUACCUCGCCGCCCGAACCGAAAGCAAAGCCCACGCCGCCAUAAAAUCCAUCCAGAGCGAACUCUCCUCCCCGGCCGAUAUCCGUUACCUCCCACUGGACCUAUGCUCCUUCAAAUCGAUCCGCGCCGCCGCGGCCCAGUUCCAGGCCGACUGCGACCGCCUGGACAUCCUGAUCCUCAACGCCGGCACAAUGGGUAACCCGGCGACAACAACGGAGGAUGGAUUCGAGGUGCAGCUCGGCACGAACCACGUCGGCCACUUCCUGCUCACGAAGCUGCUGCUCCCCACGCUGCAGGCCACUGUCGCGCGGGAUCGCGCGAACGGCGUGACCCCCGACGUGCGCGUGUUGAGCUUAGCGUCUGUCGCGCACGCGGUCAGCCCGACCACUUUUGGGGAGAUUACGUCUACCGAGUCGCUUCUGGCUGCUAGUACUUGGUCGCGGUAUGGUGGGUCCAAGGCUGCUAAUAUUUUUUUCGCGAGGGAGCUUGCGCGCCGGAAUCCUGAGAUCUUGUCUGUUGCUGUGCAUCCCGGCGCUGUCGAUAGUAGUUUGUAUGGGCAUACUAAGGCUAUUGGGUCGUUUGUGAAAUAUGCUACUGAGGCCACGGUCUCGCUUUUCUUUCGGCGGACUUCCAGUGGUGCUUUGAAUUCGCUGUGGGCUGCUACUACCGCGAAGGAGAAUCUGGUCUCUGGCGCUUAUUAUACACCUGUUGGAUAUCGCAGCAAGGGGACUACUUUUGUCCAGGAUCCUAAUAUCCCCGAGAAGCUUUGGGAGUGGACUGAGGCGCAGAUUUCGGAGCGCAGCUAA
This is a messenger RNA of Penicillium verhagenii, 1050 nucleotides long. RefSeq names its product putative short-chain dehydrogenase/reductase family protein. Lineage: Eukaryota; Fungi; Ascomycota; Eurotiomycetes; Eurotiales; Aspergillaceae. The record is from RefSeq and is a predicted model, not a curated record. The transcript has 2 exons. The coding region runs from base 1 to 1050 and encodes 349 amino acids.